UCCAGUAAAUAAUUUCUACUCGUGACCUCCGUUCUGCGACGACAGUUUGACUUGGCAGUCAAAACAGUAUGGGUAACAACGGCAGCACCUCCGACGGGCCCCCAUCUUCACGCCGUCCCUUCACCGGCGGAACAGGCCGAGUCCUUGGCCGCCCCAUGUCUGACGUCCACUCCGCCUACACUUUCGGCCGAGAACUCGGCCGUGGUCAGUUCGGCGUCACCCACCUCGUUACGCACCGCGUUACUUGCCAGACUUUUGCUUGCAAAUCAAUAGCCACGCGGAAACUCGUAAUCCUAGACGACGUCCGUCGCGAGGUGCAGAUCAUGCAUCACCUCGCAGGCCACCGGAACAUAGUGGAGUUGAAGGAAGUGUUUGAGGAUAGAAAUUAUGUGCAUUUGGUGAUGGAGUUGUGCGCCGGCGGCGAGCUUUUUGAUAGGAUUAUAGCAAAGGGGCAUUAUUCGGAGCGAGCGGCGGCGGGGCUGUGUCGGCAGAUUGUGACGCUGGUGCAUACGUGCCAUUCCAUGGGGGUUAUGCAUAGGGAUUUGAAGCCUGAGAAUUUCUUGUUUUGGAGUACGGAUGAGGAUUCGCCACUCAAGGCUACUGAUUUUGGGUUGUCAGUUUUUUUCAAGCCUGGAGAUGUAUUCAGAGAUCUUGUUGGUAGUGCAUACUAUGUGGCUCCAGAAGUGUUGCGUCGAGAAUAUGGUGCUGAAGCUGAUAUUUGGAGUGCUGGAGUGAUGCUAUAUAUUUUACUCAGUGGCUUCCCGCCCUUCCGAGGAGCAAAUGAGCGGGGCAUUUUUCUUGCGGUUUUGCGGGGACAUCUCAAUUUCGCAUCUGAUCCUUGGCCAUCAAUUUCAAGCAGCGCGAAAGAUCUUGUGAAGAAGAUGCUCCACACUGACCCUAAAGAACGGCCUACUGCUGUUGAAGUCUUAAAUCAUCCAUGGAUGAGAGAGGAUGGCGAUGCAUCUGACAAGCCCCUUGACGUUGCUGUCUUGACUAGAAUGAAGCAAUUCGUUGCAGUGAACAAGUUCAAACAAGUCGCUCUUAAGGUGAUUGCCGAGAAUCUGUCUGAAGAAGAAAUCAUAGGCUUGAAGGAGAUGUUUAAAUCCCUCGAUACAGAUAAUAGUGGAACAAUUACUUACGAAGAAUUAAAAACUGCUCUGCCCAAGCUGGGUACGAAGUUUUCCGAAUCAGUAGUCAGGCAGUUAAUCGAAGCGGCUGAUGUAGAUGGAAAUGGAACGAUAGAUUACAUUGAAUUUAUAACAGCUACAAUGAACAUGAGCCGAGUGGAGAGAGAAGACCGACUAGACAAAGCAUUUGAAUAUUUCGACAAGGAUAAGAGCGGGUACAUCACCAUGGAAGAAUUGGAGCAUGCAUUGAAUGAAUACAACAUGGGUGAUGCUAAAACAAUGAAGGAAAUCCUUGCCGAAGUAGAUACUGACCAUGAUGGGAAGAUAAAUUAUGACGAGUUUGUUGCAAUGAUGAGGAAAGGCAACCCAGACUUGGGCCAUGAAUGAAGCGCAAAAUUAGAUAUAAAAUGUGAUUCCGAUGAUCCAACAGUACACAUCUUUCCAUGAGCUUUGUAUUCUUUAGCUCUGUAGUCAUGCAAUGCUCGUGCAACAGAUCAUUUCAAUUCCAUUUUAGGUGACUCCAUAUGGGAGAGUUUGCUCAUGAGCAAAAUAUACACUUACUAUAUACAACCAAUUAACAGAGUUUAACACAUUUUCUGCUACUGGGACGACAAAGAAUGCUACGGCAACCGUACAUUACAACAGUGCUGAAGCCAACAAACAAGGCAACAGACGAGUAAACAACCAGACGGCGUUUCCACCUUUUUGCCAAGCCUGCCUUCGGUCGAACAAUCUCACUCCCUUGAUGGGUCAAGGGAGACCCUGGCAAAACUUGACCGAAACCUUUGACAUGGUGGCAAGAAAGCUUAGCAAGUUUGUGAUGGCUGCUACAAGAGAAAGAGUGAAGGGAAUCCACCAGUCGUGGCAGCUUGUGGAGGAGGUGAUGGUGAUGGAGGCAAGGAUGACAGCUUGAAAUAUGAAAUACAAGUUGACAUUCUGGACAGCUUUUGUUUCCAGGUUCCUUAUUCUCUGCUCCUGUUUCUUGUUGGUUUGGUCAAGUUUGUCUAUCUCUCUCUGAAUUCGAUCCUCAGAGCUGCUAUUCCCUUGACUUUGAUUCAUCUUAAUACUCGUCUCUCUCAAACAAACAAACAAACAGACACACACAUACACACAGAGGGAAUGAAGGUGAUUGCGUUUUUGUAUUUUAAGGAAGCCUACCCGAACUUGUGACGUGCACGUAUUGUCCAUUAACUUAUUUCUA
This is a messenger RNA of Sesamum indicum (sesame), 2328 nucleotides long. NCBI's taxonomy places the organism in Eukaryota, Viridiplantae, Streptophyta, Magnoliopsida, Lamiales, Pedaliaceae. The record is from RefSeq and is a predicted model, not a curated record.